Cercospora beticola is the source of this 3408-nucleotide messenger RNA. It is a transcript of the gene CYM1, whose product is annotated as Mitochondrial presequence protease. Gene Ontology annotation, biological process: protein processing. Gene Ontology annotation, cellular component: mitochondrial matrix. Gene Ontology annotation, molecular function: metal ion binding; metalloendopeptidase activity. NCBI's taxonomy places the organism in Eukaryota, Fungi, Ascomycota, Dothideomycetes, Mycosphaerellales, Mycosphaerellaceae. The record is from RefSeq and is a predicted model, not a curated record.
CACGCGGCCAGCGGACUUCGACCUGCAGAUGCAUAAACGGACGACGCCUUCGCCUCCGUCAUCCUCCAUCACCACCACCGCAUCCUCUCCCUCAUGUUGAGCACGUUGCGCAGCACCGCGCGAUCGCCGCGCAUCGUUGCUCCAUACCACCGCCUGCGACUGCACCGCACCUACGCCUCCGUCACCGACCUGCAGCAGUAUCCCAAGCCGGGAGACCGACUGCAUGGCUUCACGCUCCAACGCGCUGAAAAUGUGCCCGAGCUGGAGCUAGCGGCCCUGCACUUCACCCACGACAAGACGGGCGCCGACUAUCUGCACAUCGCACGAGACGACACCAACAAUGUCUUCAGCAUUGGCUUCAAGACCAAUCCGCCCGACGCCACUGGUGUCCCGCACAUCCUCGAACAUGUCACUCUCUGCGGGUCGGAGAAGUAUCCUGUUCGCGAUCCUUUCUUCAAGAUGCUUCCUCGUUCCCUGCAAAAUUUCAUGAAUGCCAUGACCAGUUCCAGCUACACCUACUACCCUUUUGCUACCACUAAUAGACAGGACUACAAGAAUUUAAUGGGUGUAUACUUGGAUGCUACAUUGCAUCCGCUGUUGAAGAGAACAGACUUCUUGCAAGAGGGUUGGAGAGUCGGGCCAGAGAACCCGAAGGAGCCAGUCACGGACAGCAAAGGGAGCGAUCUCGUGUUCAAGGGUGUUGUGUACAACGAGAUGAAGGGCCAGAUGUCAGAUGCGACAUAUCUUUUCUACUCGCGGUUCAUGGAGCACAUCAUGCCGGCAAUCAACAACAGUGGAGGAGAUCCGCAAAAAAUGACCGAGUUGACUUACGAGGGGUUAAAGACUUUCCAUGAGGAGCACUAUCACCCGAGCAACAGCAAGAUCUUGACAUAUGGAGACCAACCCAUAGAAGAGCAUUUGCAAUUCUUGGGCGAGCAAUUGUCACACUUCAAUCAGAGAGCAGUGGACACCGACAUCAAGGCACCGAUUGUCAUCGAGAGUCCUCAGUCCGUCACUGUCAAGGGCCCUGUGGAUCCUUUGACUCCUCCAGAUGCGCAGUUCAAAACCUCUAUCAGCUGGAUAGCAGCCGACAGGACCGAUCAAACAGAGUCUUUCGGAUUGCAAAUCGCAACGAACCUGCUCAUGGAUGGCUAUGGCUCGCCACUGUACCAAAACUUGAUCGAAUCUGGUCUCGGUACUGACUUCUCCAUGAACACGGGAUACAUGCCACUGGGGCGCAAGUCCAUCUUCUCGAUUGGUCUCAACGGUGUUUCCGAGGAGAAUCUGCCCAAGAUCAAGGAUGUCAUCUAUCAAACAAUUGAGGAGAGCAUCGCGAAAGGGCUGGAAAAGCAAAAGGUGGACGGAAUCCUGCAUCAGCUCGAACUUGGUCUCAAGCACAAGAAGGCAGCAUUCGGCAUGGGCAUCAUUUCCCGACUCAACCCAGGUUGGUUCAACGGCGUAGAUCCUUUCGAGUCACUGCAGUACAACAAGCUGGUUGAUGCUUUCAAGGCCAACUACGCCAAAGGGGGUUACCUGGAGGAUUUGCUUCGGAAAUAUCUGCUCAACAACAGAACACUGACAUUUACGAUGGAGCCUAGCACAACUUAUUCUGCAGAUAUUGCCGCGGAGGAGGCAUCGCGGCUACAGACGAAGAUCAAGGAAGCCAUCGAAAGCUAUCCGAGUGAAGAGGAAGCGCAUAAGCAGCUGCGUGAGCGUGAAUUGGACCUCAUCAAGGAGCAAGACGCUGGACAUACGGAAUCUGUUGACUCUCUGCCAUCCUUGAAGGUCUCCGAUAUUCCUCGCGUGGACAAGGAGAUCACGUUCAAAGACAACACAGUCGACAAUGGUGUUGAAGUGCAAUGGCACCAAGCUUCAACUAAUGGGCUCACAUACUUUCGCGCAAUCGCCCUGCUGAAAGACUUGCCCGAGGACCUUCGGAUGCUCGUACCGCUCUUUUGCGACAGUCUCAUGCGCAUUGGCACGAAGACAAAGUCCAUGGGUCAGCUUGAAGAUGAGAUGAAGCUGAAGACUGGUGGCAUCAGCUUCGGUCACUUCUCCAGCACGUCGCCUCACGACACCCAGAAGGUUGAGGAGGGCUUCUCGAUCGGCGGACGGGCUUUUGACUACAAUGUUCCGGCCAUGUACGACUUGAUCCAGACAAUCUUGCUGGAAACUGACUUUGACUCGCCGAAUGCGCACAAGAUGAUUCGUCAAUUACUGCAAAUGGGUGCAAGCGGAGCUGUCGAUGGCAUUGCUGCUAGCGGCCACAUGUACGCUAUGCGGUAUGCCACGGCAGGCGUCUCUCCCGCGGGCAAGAUCUCAGAGCAGAUUGGCGGCAUCACGCAGGUCAAGCUCAUCACUAGCCUUGCGGCAGCGGAAGAGAAUCCAGAAGCCAUGACAGAGCUCAUCAACAAGCUUAAGGCAAUUCAAUACCUUGCCGUGCAGAGCAUCCGCGAAGGCAAUUUGCGAGCAGCCCUUACAUGCGGCACCGACGCCGCGUCUGCGAACGAGUCCGCAUUGAACUCCUGGCUGGGCAACGUGACCAAGACCAAUCUUGCCUCUCCUUCUACCACUAUUGCGACUCCAAACUCGUUCUCCUCUCACCGCAACACCCUCUUCAACUUGCCUUACCAAGUCUCCUACUCGGCCCUCACCGUUCCUACUGGACCCUACACCUCCCAAUUUACAGCCCCAAUUGCCAUCCUCUCCCAACUCCUCACACACCGCCACCUCCACGCCGAGAUCCGCGAGAAGGGAGGCGCAUACGGCGGAGGCGCAACAUCAUCGGGCCUCACUGGAACCUUCGGCAUGUACUCCUACCGCGACCCCAAUCCAGACAACACCCUCUCGAUAUACCACUCCGCAUUAUCCUGGGCCGCCAGACAAACCUGGACCGAGCGCGAUAUGCAAGAAGCCAAACUCUCCGUCUUCCAAAAACUCGACGCGCCAACCAGUGUUUCGCAAGAAGGCAUGACGAGAUUCUUGAACGGUAUUACAUAUGAAAUGGAACAGCAGAGACGAGAAUGGUUGUUGGAUGUCACGCCACAGGACGUGAAAACUGCGGCGGAGAAGUUGGGUGAACAGAUUGAGAAGGGGGCGAGUGUGGCUGUUUUGGGGAAUAAGGAGGGAAAGAAGUUCCUGAGCCAAAGUGGUGCGGAGUGGAAGGUGGAGGAGUUAGGGAUGAAGGGACAAGAGGAGAUUGAGGAUCCGGUAAUGGAAGGUGAAGGGACGAAGGAUGGGAUGGCUGCUGUUGCGGCUUCGUGAGAGCAAAAGGAGGAUGAAAGAUGAAAUGCAGGUGUACGAUGUUCUGAGUCUCCACUUUAACAAAAUGUGUGAAUAGACUGUAUAUAUACGGAGACGAUGACAACGAUUGAAAAAUUCCUGGAGCCUCGACACAUUAUAGCGUAG